Molecule: messenger RNA, 3972 nt
Organism: Columba livia (rock pigeon)
Lineage: Eukaryota; Metazoa; Chordata; Aves; Columbiformes; Columbidae
Gene: PHOX2B
Product: paired like homeobox 2B
Exons: 3
Coding region: 1894-2778 (294 amino acids)
Biological process (GO): enteric nervous system development; regulation of transcription by RNA polymerase II
Molecular function (GO): RNA polymerase II transcription regulatory region sequence-specific DNA binding; DNA-binding transcription factor activity, RNA polymerase II-specific
Source: RefSeq, a predicted model, not a curated record
AACCCCGGUCAUUGGAGUAAUUAAGUACCGCUUCAGAGCGCUUUAAAUGUGUAAUAAAACAGCGCGAAGCACAGGGGUCUGUAGAUUCCCCGUGCUCAACCACUAGCUUUGAAUUAAACUACUUAGUUUGGCAAAUACUGUGCGAGCUUAAAUGCCCCUAUAAAGACUUUAUGAGUUUGUUACUUUAAUUGCCUACUUGUUACAGAGCACAUAAAGGGGGUAAUGAAUGUAAUAAAACUAAUUAUCUCCACAUUUAAAUAAUAUAAAAUAUCCACUGUUUGUUUACACAACAGUGAGAUUCCGCUCAGCGUUUCCGACGCUGCCCAUCGAGAGGAGAGAUUUAAUGAAAUACGACUAACGAAAUGAAAAUUACAUCAUCGGCAAGAAAACUCCGCGAAGACCCCCGGCGCUCCGCUGUCCCUCUCCGCUGGCGGCGGCAGCAGCGCGUAGCCUGCGCGGAUGCGUACCAGCCGUCGGCGAGAGAGGGUCGCCGCUCCCGCGACCGGCGGAGAAAAUCGCCGGACCCGCACUCAAUCCUCCUCAGCCAGCUCCGGAAUCUUGCAUGUCUCAAGUCGUGUUUGGAAACAGGUUCCCUGAAACCCCCCGACUCGACCGCAUAUUUUAAGUGUGGUUUGGUCUGGUACCUUCCCCCCCUCGCCAUCCCGCAGGAAGAAAAAGUAGGUGCAAAACUGAAUGUGCUUCAUAGCACACAUAUUCAACCCCCCCUCUCCAUGUACCCUUCUCGACGCUUUCUCCAUUCCAAUAUAAACGAUAAUAACAAUAACGACAAUUUAAUCCAAGCCUUACGUGUGAGCGAACAAAUAAAGCCCGGGACACCGAGCGCAACGAACGCAUCUGUUUAACAUCCAGAUGUUUUGCAUUCGCGGGCUUUAUUCGUUGCCUUGUGCUAAAAAAAAUCCCAACAACUACAGUGCCGGUCCAGAGAUCCUAGGAGAGAACACAAACAAACAACUAAACCCGGCACUCCAGCCUUCGAGGAGAAAUGUCAUUUAUAGUUUGCUGGGUUUUUUCCCCCGAACCAGGUGUAUGUUAAAGAAACACGCUCCUUCUUCCCAUUAAAUAAAAAAAAAAAAAAAAGAAAAAAAAAAGAAAAAGCAACCCACUGGCCCACUUACUCUAUUUUACAGGGUCCCUGAGUCUGCUAAUGUCCCAGUCCUUUAUAGCAUUUCAUGCACUUCGGGGGGUAGACUUGUUGUUAAAUUGAGCGUGUAACGCUCUUACAAAACAGGUUUCUCUAUGACAUCAAGGUUUCUCUCCCUAACCAAGCGCGCACACACAAUAAAAAAAAAAAAAAUCAUCGGAGGGGGGGUCGGGGGCGGUGGGGAACCACACUAUCUCAAUUUAUGCCUAAGGUAUAUGAUCAGUUAAAAAGGCUUAAAAGCAGGGGCAAAUUGGAUCAGGGAGAAUCGUCACCCAACUUUCAUUAUUUCCAAGUAGUGUGAUUGAAUUAAAGGGCAGGGAGCUGGUUAGAAGGGAGGAUCGAGGGGCUCGGUGCGUAAUGGUGUGGUAUUAAAUUCUAAUUAGAGAUGCAGGAAUCAGCGAUAGGGAGGUUGGACAGCUCGGUCCCCCAGUGCCAGCCCAAUAGACUGAUGAGUUAUUGUCAUGUAAAAAGCGCCAGCAAUAAGACCAACCGCUUUGCUAUUGUCCAAGUGGAAAGAGCCAAGUUUAUUAUGAGGACUAUAUGCUCUAGAGACCUCAGGCAAGGCAUCUCAUAGGAGGCUUUUUCAUAAAACUAGGCUCUGCUGGUAGUAAGGAGGCCACUCUCGAAGCAGGCGUUGAGCUGUGCACAUCUCCCCACCACAGGCACCUUCUCCAUAUAUCCAGCUUUUAUUUCAUUUUUUCCAUUUGGCUGAGCCAUCCAGAGCCUUUUCAAUGUAUAAAAUGGAAUAUUCUUACCUCAAUUCCUCUGCCUACGAGUCCUGUAUGGCUGGGAUGGACACUUCGAGCCUGGCUUCAGCUUAUGCUGACUUCAGUUCCUGCAGCCAAGCCAGUGGCUUUCAAUAUAACCCUAUAAGGACCACUUUUGGGGCCACGUCUGGCUGCCCAUCCCUCACUCCAGGAUCCUGCAGUCUCGGCUCUCUUAGGGACCACCAGAGCAGUCCAUACGCAGCAGUUCCUUACAAACUCUUCACCGACCACGGGGGUUUAAACGAGAAGAGGAAACAGAGGCGGAUCAGAACUACGUUCACCAGCGCCCAGCUCAAGGAACUGGAGAGGGUGUUUGCAGAGACUCAUUACCCUGAUAUAUACACCCGGGAGGAGCUGGCGCUCAAAAUAGACCUCACCGAGGCGAGAGUGCAGGUCUGGUUCCAGAACCGCCGCGCCAAGUUCCGCAAGCAGGAGCGGGCGGCAGCGGCGGCGGCAGCGGCCGCCAAGAACGGGGCGGCCGGCAAGAAGUCCGACGCCUCCCGAGACGACGAGAGCAAGGAGGCCAAGAGCACCGACCCCGACAGCACCGGCGGCCCCGGCCCUAACCCCAAUCCCGCGCCCAGCUGCGGCGGAGGCGGCGGCGGCGGACCCAGCCCUGCCGCCGGGCAGGGAGCGGCGGGGCCCGGCGGGCCAGGGGGGGAGCCGGGUAAGGGAGCGGCGGGGCCAGGCGGGCUGGCGGCGGCGGGGCCGGGGCAGGGCUGGGCGCCGGGGCCCGGGCCCAUCACCUCCAUCCCCGACUCGUUAGGCGGCCCGUUCGCCAGCGUCCUCUCCUCGCUGCAGCGGCCCGGCGGCACCAAAGGCAGCCUCGUCAAGAGCGGCAUGUUCUGAGCGGCAGCGGCGGCGGCCCCUCCCGCUCAUUAGUAUCCGCCGCCCGCCCAUAGUAAUGACCAGGGGCCCGGGCUGCGCCGGGCUCCUCGGGGCAGGGACCCUGCGCCCUGUGGGGGGCCGCGCCCGGCUCCCCUCGUCCCCAGCCCGGCGGCGGGGCCGGCCCCGCAGCGCCUCCGCUGGGGCGGGGAUUGGGGGGGGUGCGGCCGCGCAGGGGGCGCUGCGCGGGUGCGGAGGAGGCGGCAGGCCGCGGAGACUGUGCCUGCGGGCGGCCCGGCGGCUGGGGAGGGCGCCUUGCCCGCCCGUGGGGUGUUUUUUUUUAAGCUCCUUUUCACGGUCAGCCCGAGCGACAAAGUGUCUUCUCCAUCCCCCCACGACCGCCACCCCCCCGCUGUCCCCCGGCCCCGCGCCCGGGGACGUUUCUUACUCCUCCGUUCAGUGUCACUGUCCCUCGGUUGGGUCUUUCCGUUGCCGCCGCCGGCGCCCCGCCGGGCUCGGCCCUUGCAGGGCUCGCGUCCCUCACGGCGGACGGCUUGUAUUUAUUAUUAAUUAUUAUUAAUUAUUAUUAUUACACGGUUCACGCAGUUUUUAGGCAUCUCCGUUAGGGUUUUCUAAUUUUAUUUUAAAAGGCACAAACUAUAGCUCUUAGUUGAAUGUUGGCAGGUAUGCUUCCUCUUUUUCCGUGUCUUUCUACAACUGUGUUCUGUGACUCAACUGUAUAGUGUUAAUAUCAGUACAGACUUGUCUAGUUGACCGUAUAAAUAAUGUUUUCCCUUCUCGUAGUCUCUAUGGCGUGUCUUUAUGGAGAAAUAAGGUUCUCAUCGGUUCGGUUCCCUUUGCGUUUAGAGAGACCAGGUUCAGGCAAUUAUAUAUAUUUUUGUUAUCGGUUGCAUGUCGUCUCAUUUUUUUCCUUUUCCCUACCUGUUGGAAUAUGUUUGUGAGCAUAAUCGUCAUAAAUUAUGUUCAGGGUUUUCAGAUUUAUUUAUAUGUGGUUAAAAUGAAUGCUUCUAUUUAAAAGGGGAAAUAUUUCUACAUGUGCAUAUAGUUUUCCAAGAGUGUACCAUUAAUUGAUUGUUGAUAAUAAAAACCAAAAGCAAAUAUAGCACUGUAGCUCUUCUGACUUCUUGUCAGGGCUUUAUUUAGGGGGAGGGCUCGUGUUUUUUUUUUCUGACAAAGAUUGAAGGUGCACAUUGCAGA